Centropristis striata (black sea bass) is the source of this 6236-nucleotide messenger RNA. RefSeq names its product kinesin family member 26Bb (gene kif26bb). Lineage: Eukaryota; Metazoa; Chordata; Actinopteri; Perciformes; Serranidae. Gene Ontology annotation, molecular function: microtubule motor activity; ATP binding; microtubule binding. Gene Ontology annotation, biological process: microtubule-based movement. The transcript has 15 exons. The coding region runs from base 357 to 6236 and encodes 1959 amino acids. The record is from RefSeq and is a predicted model, not a curated record.
GUAUUUUGAAAUAGAGACCAUUAACAAGCCGUGUGUGUUCCAUAGACUGUAUAUAAAUAAGGUCUGUUCCUGUCGUCUUGCUCCUUACUGCCUCCCAGAGGAGGUUGUAAUAAAAAGCCAAGUGAAUCCUUGAAGUGCUCUUCAGUCAGUGCGCUCACUCCUUCUCCACUGUGCCACUGUCAUCACUCCACCUCGGAGACAGUUAGUGUCUCCAGCCUCUUACUUUAUCAGAUUUUUCCAUCAAAGACUACCAUGAGUGAAAUAUUUUUGCUUUUUAUCCACGGAGCCUUGGCUAAAUUAAAUAAAAGUGCGCCCUGCCUUUGUUCGGAUAUCUUUUUAAAUAUUAACAAGUUGUAAUGUCAUCUCUGACUGGAAGAGGAGACAGAUUUCCUGCCUCGGUGAGAGAAACACACUGGAGCUCAGAGGUGCAGCAUCACUGUGAGCCCGUCGGCUUUUCUACCAGUAUUAACUGGAAACACUGCCCACCCCAGGAGCGCCCUACUCCUGAGGGGGCCGGGAGGUCCAGAGGCGACCCGCACCGGAAUAUGUGCCAGAGAGCAGACGCUGUCCCGUCAUACAAGUCCCUCCCUGGGACCCUCGGAGACCGCAUCAGGAGUACAAUGUCCUCUGGUAGUGGGACUGUAUGUAGAGGGACCAUGUCCGCCUUCUCCGGCUUUGGGAGGUCCGAGAGGAAAGUUGCGUGUUGUGAGAAGUGCUCAGCGACCCUUGUUGCUCUGAAGAAACAAGCUCUGAGUCUGGCUGUCCACCAUCACUUCUCCUGCAAGGAUUCUAGUGACCUGUCUGUGUUUCUUCACGACAACCUUCGCGUCCAUAGUCGCUCCACCAAUGAUCCCAGAGACAGAGAGAGGGAGCAGGGCGAGUGUGGAGCCUGCGGCUUAAACCUAAACCAGCUCAAACAAGAAGCCAUCCACUUGGCUCUGAGCAGGGGUCAGUCAUUAGCUAAGCCUCCCUUUGAACCCAGCUUUAGCACUGCUACGCUGCUGGGACAAAGUGAGACAAAGCAUGGAGACAGAGCUCCGAGGGAAGCUGUGCAUCAACCACACAGUCCUCACAGUCCAAGAAGCCCGAGGACGCCUCAGAGGACCCCUCAAACCCUCCGACGGAGGGGGCCCAAGCUCCCCAACCCCGAUAUGGACCGCUGGGUAGAAGAACAGCAGCAGCUGGUCGUUUCUAAAUCUGCGUCAAAUGCUGAUGGUGUCACCAUGUACUCUUACCAUAAGGCUGCAGAUGAUGCUGCGCUCGGCUGUGGCACCGUACAGACGACCUCAAAGAUCCCUCACUUAUCCAGAGUAGUGACCAUAGCCAAUACUGCUGCUAUGUCCCUUUUAGCCAGGGCAGCCGAGAAGCUCAACCUGACAUCGAGGAAAAAAGGCCAGGCUUCCGAUCCAUCUCCCGCUCAUUUCUCCACCUGCUUCAGGGAGAUGAUCCAGAAAAAUCCCCCGCCCGUCCCCUCCUGCCUGCUUCAAGCUGCCACUAGAACCAAAGACUCACCCAGUGUUGGCAAGGUCAAAGUCGCAUUGAGGGUGAGCCCAAUGCUGUCAGAGGGCCAAGGCCAACCACCUGUUCUCCAGAUUGAUCCAUCCAAAAAAAGAGUCAGCAUCAUGGAACCAGUCAGCAAAAGCCAAUCACACGCUACAAUGACACUAGGCAGGGAUGCCACAAACCUUCUGAAGACCAUCAACUUUGACGCUGCCUAUCCUCAGGAGUCAAGCCAGGCCGAGGUGUGCGCGGGCGUCUUGGCUGAUGUCAUCCGAUGUGUGCUCAGCGGCAGCGAUGGAUGUGUUCUCGGUUUGGGAUGUGCUGAUGUAGGCUCCUGGUCCAGCAUGGUGGGGAGUGGUGAGAGCAUCCAGAAGCUUGGACUGGUUCCCUGUGCCAUCUCCUGGCUGUACAGUGCCAUCGAGCGUCGGAGGGAAAAGACGUGGACCGAUCUGACUGUAUCAGUGUCUGCUAUAGAGCUUUGCUGUGGAGAGGAGGAUACGCUGAGGGAUCUGCUGGGGGAGGUCGUCCCCUCUUUAGGCAGUGUCCAGGACAGCCCCAAAGCCCAUAUUAAACUCCAAGACGACCCUGUUUAUGGGAUUCAGCUACGUAACCACAAUCGGGUGAAAGCUCCGACUGCUGAGCGGGCUGCUUCCCUCCUGGAUGCGGCCAUUGCAGCACGUCGGCACAGUGACUUCAUUACAUACCUGUGCCACAGCUCCAUAAUGUUCUUCACUCUCCACAUCCAGCCCCCUCGUACAGAAAGCAGCACCAUUGGCAAAGGCUCACGUGGCCCCACUAAGUUGACCAUGAUAGAUGUGUGUAGUGGUAUAAGGGGUAUGACCAGGAAUAAACCUCCAUAUUCUGAACUGGGCAAUGUUGUGUUGUCUCUACUAAGUGGACAUAAAACCAUUCCCAACAAGGGUAGCAAGUUGACUAUGCUCCUUCGAGAAGCCUUGGGUCAUGUUAAUUGCCAUACAACAGUGAUCGCUCAGGUUGAUGAUUCACUGGUACACCUUCAAGAGACCUUAUCUACUAUCCAACUGGCUUCAAGGAUCCGCAGGACGCAGAAGAGAACAAAGCAGUCCACCUCAUGUUCUCCUUGCGGGAGGAGUUUGACUAAAGAAAAGAGAGGGCCUCCAUUGUCCCUGCGAGCGUUCCAUUCCACCGAAGAGGUAGAUGUUGACAUCCCUCGUUUCCGUUUGCGUGGUGAACUGGAUGAGCGCUCCAGUAGUGACCAGUCCUGUGACACAGUUAUCCAAAUAGACUCGGAUGGCUUGGUCCAUUCCAAAGGAACUUCAAGACUGGCACAACCUGAAUUUGUGCCCAUCAUACCCUCAUUACAUCCAAACAAGGCUGACAUGGAUGACCCAGAGUUUACUGCAUUGCUCCAAGAGCUUUUGAGAAUUCCUCAGCUGCAGGGAGAGAAGAAGAACGAGGAAACUGUUCAAGGGAAUAUUGAAGUGCUGAAAGCAGACAUCAAGCAGCCAGUGAGGGACUGUCUUAAAUGUGACACGUUUGCUGAACUUCAAGAGCGCUUGGGCUGUAUCGAUGGAAGUGACGCAAUAAUGGAUAUGCUCAAGUCUUCCUCAAAAGGCCCGUCUGUUAACAAUGUCACAACCAAAUCAAAGCCCCAGAAAGAACCAGGGAAACAGGCAGACACCGACUCAUCAGAGGCACCACAGACAUUGUUGAAUCCUGGGUUAGGCUGCAGUCAGACCUUUGUCGGAGAAACACAAACAGAUGGUGCCUUCCCUGGAGACACCUUUCAGAGAGAGGAUUCAGGCCUGUAUGACUGUGAGGAGUGCAGUGGAACCAGUUCCAGUGAGGAACUGCUGAAUCAAACUCUCAGUCUUAGCAUGAAUGGAACUCUUAAGUCAGGUGGUAAGCUCUCUUCUCAGGACUUUAAAGUGGAUGUUCAGGGCAAGACUGCCACCAGUUCCCCUGCACGUCAGCCUCCAAAUAAACGGGAGAGUCCUGAAGCUGCUGAUUGGUUCAAACCAGACAAAAGGAUUUCACCAGUUGGCAAGAGUUCUCCCAUAUCUCCAACCUCCUCCUGCUCCUCUUCACACUCCUUGGCUACCAGUGUUAUACUUGGAGAUGUCUUACCUAAUCGCCCUGCAGAGGAUGUCAAGGAAAUGAAAGCCACUAUCACUGUAACUGUUCAACAGCCACUGGACUUAAAAGGCCAAGAUGAACUUGUUUUCUCUAUGGUGGAGGAAGUGACCAUCAGUGGAGCAUUGGACAGGGGGAGGACAGGUGGAAACAUUAUUUGUAUCAGAGACAAUGCCCAAUCACAGGCACAUGUGCGAGGCUCUGCCAACUCUAAACCAAUCCGGAUAAUCAGCAAUGUCAGUGAAGAAACUGUAGCCACAAGUUCCUCUAAUGCAAGCCAAACCUCUGCUGCUCAAUCUGUAGCUACAGAGGCUAACAACGACAAGCCCCAGCAUCAAUUCAGAAGGGAAAAGAGGUUCUUACCUUCAUUUAUCAAUCCCAUGCUGAUUAAUACAGAUAUGGAUUGUGAACUGGAUGGUGCGAAAGACAAAGGAAGUCUUCAUGAUGCUUUUACAGGAGUCAAGGUCCAAUCUGAGCUCAAAGGAAAUAGUGUCAAACCUCCAGAAGAUAAGAAGGCACUUGAGAAGAGGAAUGGGGCUUCUAAGACACAUACCAAAGAGUCUGACAAAGUAUUUGACUCAUCUUUUAGCCAAAGCUCUUAUGCCCCAAUGGUCUUGGAAGAUGCAGCUUUGUGUGAAACAGCAGAAAACAAAAUGUGUGGCAAGAGGCCAAGACAUUCAGACAAGAACCACCCUAGAGACAGGGAGCAUGUUUAUUCCACGAACACACCAAAGGUCUCAGAGGGGGGAGAAAUGGGUUUCAGACGUGUUGGCAACGCCCCCAAGGGAAUUGGGGUUUUACCUUGUUGCCAAGAAACCGCCACUGCGUCCUUUAAAACAGGUAGUUUGCCUAGAGGCUGGCAAAAUGCCAACCAACAGGACAGCUACUAUGGCAGUCACAUGGCAGACUACCACAGAGACCCAAGGGGGGUGACAUCAUCCACACCGUGUAGCCCAGGAGUAACUCUGGAGAGGAGGCAAGGCAGACAGCACUCCCCAGCAAACCACAGCCACCAUGUCUCCUCUCCAAGAAAACACGGAGCAGAGUACAAACAGCAAGCUUUUAGUGCUACUAGAAAGAGUGUUGAAUCUUUAUUUGACACAAGAAUGAAACAUAAUAGUGAAAGGCCAAAAUCCCCUAAUGAAGACAGUAGCAGGCUUUUUAGUGCCAGACUGGAGCAGCUGGCUACGAGGACUAAUUCCCUUGGGAGAAUCCCAAGAGACUUCCCAACUCUUGAUAGAGGCAGUAGCAACACCUCCGUGAGCUCUAAGGGCAGCUCCAAGGGAAGCACUGAAGGGGCUUGUAAGGGAGGAUAUAAAGGUAAUAUUGAGGGAGAUUGUACAUUACCAAGAUCUAGCAGGAGCCCCAGGAAGAAUCCUCGGACUGACCAGGGUCAUCACUCACUUUUUUAUGAAAAUCCUGUAACUCAAUCUGCAAGGCAUUCACAUUCCAAGCUAUCUGCUGUGGGAAAGCUUAAGAUGUCAAGCCCCAAAGUCCGUCGGCUGUCUGUCCCCAGCAUCAAGAACCUCAGUCUCCCCCACAAAGGCCUGCAGCAGUCCAUCAACCGCAGUGCUAGUCUUUCUCCAGACAGUAAAACUGUUAGCUUUGAGCGGACAUCCUCCUUUUUCUCCUCUUCCCCUCCACGGUCUUUCCGCUCCAUCAGUCGGACUCCGAGCCAGAGCUCCACAUGCUCAUCCACAAAAUCUGCAAUUCAGGGGUUUGUCAAUGGCCGGAUCUCAGACCUGCUUAAGGAACGGGCCUCCAGCCCCACUUUAGGAGGGCUGGACCUUCCCUCGCCAUACAGCCAGGUGACUGCUCCCCGUAUGCCUGAUCACCAGAGUGGACACGCGAGUGACACCACCAGUGUGUUGAGUGGAGAUUUGCCACCAGCUAUGGGGAAGACAUCCCUGAAUUUUUCCAACAGGAACAGUAUGGUGAGCAGUGGAUAUGACAGCAUGAUGAGAGACAGUGAAGCCACAGGCAGCACCAUCUCAAACAGAGAUUCUGUCAGCGACAGGAGCAACUCUCUCCUGAGUGUAGCUCGAAGCAGUCGAUCAUCUCGGCGGAGAGGCAACACAGGUAGUCACCAGCGUCGUCUUUCCCAUGAUGCACCUCUGUCGCUGAGACGGUCUGCUAGUGGUCUGCGGUCUGGCUGGGUGGAUCGGGGCAUCCCAGAGGCCUACGAGAUCAAGGUCUAUGAGAUCGACAAUGUGCAGAGGAUGCAGAAAAGAGCAGGUGCUGACAAACAGGGGUCCACAUGCUUCAGCGCCAAGCUAAAGUUUUUGGAGCACCGUCAGCAGAGGAUCUCAGAGGUCCGAGCCAAAUACAACAACCUGAGGAGAGAGUUAGAGCGGUCCAAACACAACCUGAUGCUGGAGCCUGCCAAGUGGAACCAAGAGUGUCAGUCAAACUGUCCCUCGUCAGUGGACCUGUGGCAGACCUUCGAGGUGGACUCCCUGGAGCAUCUGGAGGCCCUUGAACUGGUGACGUCCCGGCUGGAGAACAGGCUCAGCCUCUGCAAGGCCAAUGUCAUGAUGGUCACCUGCUUCGACUCAGGCGCCAGGAGACGUCAGAAGAAGCGACGGCGGAGAGCAUCAGAGCAGAGAGCCUUGAAGGGAAUCUGA